AUGCAAAUGCAUCAGUUUCUUCUGGACGCUUCUCCGAUGGUCGUUCAAGCUGUAAUAACAUCUAUCAUUCGACCGACUCUCGUAUCGCCUGAACUACAGUCCGCACUCAAAUGCCUUCAAGCAUGGAUAUACACAUUAUUGGCCAAGUAACGUUCUUUUAUACACUCUGCUCAAGUUUCAACUUAACGCGCUACACAAGGGACAUCACACCAUUAUUCCACUGUUGAUCACGACAAUGAUGCCCUCACCAGACUCCGGAUUUGACGAGUCCACCUUCUCGGCGGCUUCUGAUGUUUUACAGGAGAUCAUGACGAGGUCUUCGUUGGCUGGAGGUGCGGGUACAGGCACGUUGACAGAGCCUCUUCUUAUUUGGCUUGAUGGUUAUGGAGAUCGUGGUGAGCCUCGGUGGUUGCACAUAUUCACUCGAUAUGAUUGCUCACUUGUUAUCCGAUACCCAGCCGGUUCAAUCGAUGGUGCAUCUCAUUCACUUUGUAAACUACUGGUUGCCCUGGGAGACCACUCCAUCAUGUAUUUCGCCUCCAACUUAAAACCUAUACCUGUAACACCCUGCCGGCGCGUCUACUUUGUGC
Messenger RNA from Suillus subaureus, 590 nucleotides. RefSeq lists its product as uncharacterized. The annotation marks the transcript as partial. The transcript has a single exon. NCBI's taxonomy places the organism in Eukaryota, Fungi, Basidiomycota, Agaricomycetes, Boletales, Suillaceae. The record is from RefSeq and is a predicted model, not a curated record.